UUGUUGUUAUGGCACAAGUAGAAACAGAAGUGUCAGGCUAAACAAAAUUGAUCUUGUUUUUGUACAUAUAUUGUUUUUUUUUUUUUUUAGCGACUUCAGUCUGGUGUAGACUGUCGCUGAGUGGUAAUAAUAAUGGUGGAAGCUGUGUGGGAGUGACCCUGUCAGUUAUAUCAGUGAAUCAGUGUCUUAUGACUGACUGUCUGUGAGUCUGUGAGCAAUGCCCCGCUGUGAGUGUGAAGAGGAAGGACUUCCCUGGGCAGAGUCUCAGUAGCAGCAGCAGCAGUAGUAGUAGUAGUAGUAGAAGCUCCAAAAGAGGCUCCUUCCUUCCUUCCUUCUUCCGCUCAUGAAGCUUUAGUCGAGGUGGGACACUCGUCUCACUCCUCUCUCUCUCUCUCCAUCAGCCAUGAGCUCCUGGUCCGGACCCCUCACUCUUCUCCUCUCCUCAGCCCUGCUGCUCCUGCUCACCUCCUCUUCUCACUCAGCAGCAGCUCUGAAAGCUCCUCAUCUGCUGGGCAGACACAGAGUAACCCGGAGUCUCCCCCAGCAAAGACCCGUCUACUACACUACCUUAUAUCUGGACCAGCAGAUUGAUCACUUUGGGUUUUUGGAAAAUGGCACAUUCAAGCAAAGGUACCUCCUCAAUGAUCUGCACUGGCACAAGGACAAUAGCCCGAUUCUGUUUUACACCGGAAAUGAAGGAGACAUCACAUGGUUCUGUAACAACACGGGUUUCAUGUGGGACAUAGCAGAAGAACUGGGAGCUAUGCUUGUUUUCGCAGAGCAUCGCUACUAUGGGGAAUCCUUACCAUUUGGAGAUGAGUCUUACAGUAAUGCCAAGUAUUUAAACUACCUGACAUCAGAGCAGGCGUUAGCUGACUUUGCGGUGCUGAUAGAAAACCUCAAGAAAACCUACCGAGGAGCCCAGAACAGCCCUGUUAUUGCCAUCGGAGGUUCUUAUGGUGGAAUGCUAUCGGCUUGGCUAAGAAUGAAAUACCCCAGUGCUGUAGUAGGUGCUCUAGCUGCUUCUGCUCCAAUCUGGCAGUUCACUGAUAUGGUGCCCUGUGGUGAUUUCUAUAAAAUAGUCACUCAAGACUUUGCCAUUAGUGGAUUCAAUUGCAGUAAAAACAUAAGAAGGUCAUGGAUGGCUAUCAAUAAUGUGUCCUCAACAGAUGAAGGUCUGCAGUGGCUGUCUGAGGAGUUUAGACUGUGUUCUCCACUUAAGGAAGAGGAUGUAAGUGGUUUUAAGGGGUGGCUCCAAGAGACCUGGGUGAACUUGGCAAUGGUUGAUUAUCCUUAUGAGGCCAACUUUCUCCAGCCCCUCCCACGCUGGCCUAUUAAGGUGGUGUGCUCAUAUCUUUCAUUUGUUACUGACGUGCCAGACAAGGAGCUACUGCAUGGAAUCUCUCAGGCAGUGAACGUGUACUACAACUACACAGGAAAUGCUGAAUGUCUGAAUAUUUCUCUCACUGCUACUGGAAAUCUGGGCAUCAGGGGUUGGUUCUACCAGUCCUGUACAGAGAUGGUGAUGCCCAUGUGUACAGAUGGCAUUCAGGACAUGUUCGAGCCUCAGCCGUGGAACUUCCAGGCCUUUUCUGAUGAGUGUUAUGACCUGUUUGGAGUGCGGCCACAGGAGCACUGGGCUGGCACUGUUUAUGGUGGGAAGAACAUUGGCUCACACAGCAACAUUAUCUUCAGUAAUGGAAGAUUGGACCCCUGGAUGAGCGGUGGUGUCACCAGGACUGUCUCAGACUCUCUGGUGGCCAUUGUGAUUCCUGAUGGAGCUCACCACCUUGACCUGCGCUACAAUAAUGAAUAUGACCCAGAAACUGUUAUCCGUGCACGGGCCGUAGAGGUGCAGUACUUCAAAAAGUGGAUUAAACAAUCAACAAAUACACGAUAACAACUGUGGACAGUAGUUCUAAAUGGACCAGAGCUGUUGGAGUUAAGCACGUCCUGAGCACAAAUCAAUCAUCUCAGUUCACUGCUGUGUUCCAAAGGUUUCUCUUUUAAUUCGGACCAAAGAAGGUAUUUUUUAUAUUUGAAUAGACUUUUUAAAAAAUGUGUUCAUCUUUCAGAUCUUCCUGCCAAAGUAGCACACCUGGGAUGUAGAUAUCUUCAUUGAUACACAAAAACCUUCUAUCUCCAAUUUUGCCAUGUUUUAUUUGUUGACAUAAUAUGAAUCUGUCAGUUGUUCUUUGCAUUUUAUUAUACUUUAAUGAUGAAUAAACCAAUAGCAAUAUUCCAAAAUCACUGAUAAUAAAGUAUUCAUGUCUUUCUCCUGUAAAGUUUGGAUAUACAAGGUUUUGGUUAAAACAUAUGUUUAUGUCUCCUCUACAAUAUUUUUGAAAUUUGUAUUUAUUUGCAUUGUUUUCUAAUUUAUGAUGCAUCGGCCAAUAGAAAUGCUUCAGAAUUACUUGGUUGAGCUUGAUUUCCAUUGAAGCUCCGAAGGUUUUUCUUCUCCUAUAAAGCUGGAAUUUUGGAGAUACAAUGUUUUGUGUGAUCGAGAAGAUAUACCUUUAUUUUGUGUGUAUUAAAUUUUCACUUCCUGUUUGUUUUGUAAGUUAGCUAAAUACAAUCUUAUUCAUCGUCUCAGUUUCAGGAAACUGUUAUGGUGAAAAGUAUGCAACUGGGGAUUAACAAUGGGAUCAAACUUGCACUAAUUUUUAAAUAAGUCUGUUUACCUGUGUAGAAAUUAAUCUUUUCCCAUUCUCUUGACCCUGGGCUAUUUUAGCUCAGUAUUUUUUCAAAUGUUUGAUUGCCAAUCCUUAGCAAUAAAUAAAUAAAUUGAUUGUUUUAAAAAA
Molecule: messenger RNA, 2801 nt
Organism: Astyanax mexicanus (Mexican tetra)
Lineage: Eukaryota; Metazoa; Chordata; Actinopteri; Characiformes; Acestrorhamphidae
Product: prolylcarboxypeptidase (angiotensinase C)
Exons: 9
Coding region: 404-1900 (498 amino acids)
Biological process (GO): proteolysis; angiogenesis involved in wound healing; regulation of blood vessel endothelial cell migration
Molecular function (GO): serine-type exopeptidase activity; dipeptidyl-peptidase activity
Source: RefSeq, a predicted model, not a curated record